Molecule: messenger RNA, 1377 nt
Organism: Plasmodium vinckei vinckei
Lineage: Eukaryota; Apicomplexa; Aconoidasida; Haemosporida; Plasmodiidae
Product: RNA-binding protein, putative
Exons: 6
Coding region: 1-1377 (458 amino acids)
Biological process (GO): mRNA export from nucleus
Cellular component (GO): nucleus
Molecular function (GO): mRNA binding
Source: RefSeq, a predicted model, not a curated record
AUGAGUAGUAGCAGAAUGGAUACCCCCAAAGAUUUGUCUGAAAUGACUGACAGUGAUUUUUCUAACUUUGACGAUAAAACGGAUGAAAAAAAUGAGCUAAGUGAACAAAAUGAAAAACAAGAAGAAGAAAAAAAAAAUAAUAAGAAAGUGUCAUUAAAAAAGUCAAAGAAAAAGUCAUCCAUAUCUUCAAAAAGUAGCCAAAAAAAUAAUAAAAAAGUAAUUCAAAAUAAAGCAAAAAAAAAAUCACAUGCCCCACCGGCUCAUCCGCCUCCACCUAGUCGGCCUCCUCCUCCACCACCACCUCCAUUUAUUCCAAAAGAAAAACAACAAAAUUGGAAAUUAAAAAAAAAAACAAACAAUAAUGAGAUUAAUAAUGAUCUAGUUUCAAUAAACAAUUCUGUAGGCAAUAUUAAUAACCCACAUUAUAGAACUAGCGAACCAUAUAUUUAUAAUAAAAGUUUAAGUAUUGGCCCACCUCAUGGUCCGACUCCUCCAUACCCUUCAAAUAUUUAUAAUCAUACUUCGAGCAUAAAUUCACCACCAUGUGCAAACACAAAUGUAAAGGUAAAUCUACAAACAAAUCCUAACUAUAAUAAUAGUUUUAAAAAAAAUUAUAAAAUAAAUAGUGCCCCAGAGCCUGAACCAUAUAUCACAGCAUCACCAACAUUAAUACCAGCACCGGGACAGCAACCAAAUACUCCAAUGAAUAUACAAGUUGAGAGGAAACAUACACUUAUAUCUAAUAAUUCAAUAAAUCAAAAUAAAGACUAUCCAUAUAUGGAUAUGCAACAUAAUAAUACUAAUUUUUCAUUCUCACCAAACAUAAAACAACCAUAUCAAAAUAUGUCAAUUCCACCGAAUCCUAACUAUUAUCCUGUCAAUCCACCACCAAAUCAUUUACGACCAACUGAUUAUAUAGAAGAUAAAAUGUACUAUCCAAACUAUCAAACUAAUAUUGAUCAUAAUAAUACUCCUAAGUAUUACCCACCAGGUGUAAAUACCUGGAAUGGCGCCGCGCCGCCUCCUAUCCCAAACAGCCCAUAUCAAGGAAGCCCAAAAUAUCCAGCACAUGAUCACAACCCAGACAAAAUGAGCUAUAAGGAUAAGCCAAUCAGAAUUGGCAGUGGCCCCUAUGAUGCAAAACCACAUAAUAUAAUCAUUACAAAUAUACCCAGAAAUUUAACAUCAAGAGAUCUUAUGGAAACAUUUAAAUGCAUGGGAAAUGUUUUAGGAGCAGGAAUUAUGAUGACUAGCAAGGGGGAACAUUCAGGGUGUGCUUAUGUGACAUUCCCAAAUAUCGAAAUCGCGGCAUUGGCAGCAAGUCGAUAUGAUGGAGGGACAUUGAAUAAUCAGAAAAUAAAAGUUUUUAUAGAAUAA